Polypterus senegalus (gray bichir) is the source of this 2965-nucleotide messenger RNA. Its product is annotated as mitochondrial intermediate peptidase-like. Gene Ontology annotation, molecular function: metalloendopeptidase activity. The record is from RefSeq and is a predicted model, not a curated record. Gene Ontology annotation, cellular component: mitochondrion. The transcript has 19 exons. Lineage: Eukaryota; Metazoa; Chordata; Cladistia; Polypteriformes; Polypteridae. The coding region runs from base 274 to 2373 and encodes 699 amino acids. Gene Ontology annotation, biological process: peptide metabolic process.
UUUUUAGUUAUUCAACAUGUCUGCCUCCUGUAUUGUGAGGUGCGACUUGAACUUUGCAUGUUUAGAAUAACACGUGCACAAUUGUUUUUAAAAAUGCUAAAGUAAACUCCAGAUUUAAUUUAUGUCAUUAAGGUUUUUGUUUUCAGUAAACCUACUGAAAUUAUACAAAUGCAGUUUAGAAACUAUUCGGCUUAAAAGGUGCCAGCGGGUGUUCUUUCGUAGUCGUCUGGUUUUUCGCCUUUUCAUAUUUUCUCUCAAGAGCCAGAAAUAAAAAUGAUUAUUACUCACCGUCUGUGGACGAAUGUGAGACGUUUCCGCGUUAAAAGUCUUUGCAGAAAUGUAACAACCUCAUGGUCGCCCGUCGGGACUGCGUUCAAUGUCCGGCAACACAGAAAAGUGGAUCUGCAGAGGAAAAACAUUGGCCUUUUUGGAGUCCCAGAGCUCAGUUCCCCUGCAGGAUUUGAAGAAUCCCAAGAAAGAGCUUUAAAAGAAACAGAACGGCUGGGGGAAAAAGCUUGCACUAUUCCCCCUGGGCCACAGACUGUACAGACAUUUGAUCAGCUUUCAGACAGUUUGUGUCGUGUGGCUGAUUUGGCUGAUUUUGUUAAAGUUGCACAUCCAGAUUCUGCCUAUCGUGAAGCUGCAGAAAAAACAUGCAUCAAAAUUGGGACUGUUGUAGAAAAACUAAACACAAAUGUAGACUUAUACAGAAGUCUGAAAAAUCUUCUGGACAACAAGGAACUUAUGAAUUGUUUGGAUCCUGAAACACGGAGAGUUGCAGAGCUUUUUAUGUUUGAUUUUGAGAUUAGUGGAAUUCAUCUGGACAAUGACAAGAGAAAAAAGGCUGUCAGUCUAAAUGUUAAACUCUUAGACCUGAAUAAUGAAUUUCUUUAUGGCUGUCACCUUCCUAACAAAGUUGAAAAAACAGCAUUACCUGAUCACAUUCAGCACUGCUUUCUUCUUGAUGGAAAUUACAUUCAGAUAGGUGGAUUGUAUGCAGACACACCUGACGAUCUGGUUCGUGAAGCUGCCUACAGAAUUUUUCUUUAUCCAAAUCCAGACCAAAUGUGGUGUUUAAAUGAGCUACUGGAAUGUAGGAAAGACUUGGCUCAACUGGUUGGCUAUGAUUCCUUUGCACAUAGAGCUCUUCAAGGCACUAUGGCAAAGACACCAGAGACUGUCAUGGAAUUCCUUGGCCUACUGUCUGAAAAACUUCACGAUAGAGCAGCAAAUGAUUUUGAAAUGAUGAAGCAUAUGAAAAUGAAGUUAAACACAAGAAAUCCAGAACUCUUUCCCUGGGAUCAUCCUUACUAUAGUGGAGUGUUGCGUGCUGAAAGGUAUAAUAUUGAACCAAGCCUAUACAGUCCUUUCUUUUCUCUUGGAGCCUGCAUGGAAGGUUUGAACAUAUUGUUUAGUCGCCUUUUGGGUAUAUCUUUUCAAGCUGAACAGCCUCAAAAUGGAGAAGUCUGGUCUGAUGAUGUCCAAAAGUUGGCCGUACUUCAUGAAAAUGAAGGAUUGAUGGGGUACAUCUACUGUGAUUUCUUCCAUCGUCCUGACAAACCUCAUCAGGACUGCCAUUUCACAAUUAGAGGUGGGCGUAUAACAGAAAAUGGUGAAUACCAGCUUCCAGUAGUUGUUCUGAUGCUCAGCUUGCCACACCCCACAAAGAACUGCCCAACUUUGUUGACUCCUGGCAUGAUGGAGAACCUCUUUCAUGAAAUGGGACAUGCCAUGCAUUCCAUGCUAGGUAGGACCCGGUAUCAACAUGUGACAGGUACUAGAUGCCCUACUGAUUUUGCUGAAGUACCGUCAAUUCUUAUGGAAUACUUUGCUAAUGAUUAUCGGGUUGUUAAUCAGUUUGCAAGGCAUUAUCAGACUGGACAGCUUCUUCCUAAAAGUAUGGUGUCUCGCUUGUGUGAAUCUAAGAAAGUAUGUGCUGCUGCUGACACCCAACUUCAGGUGUUCUAUGCUGUCCUUGAUCAGAUUUAUCAUGGCAAGCAUCAUAAAAGAGCAUCAACUACUGAGAUUCUGAAAGAAACACAAGAGAAAUAUUAUGGACUUCCAUAUGUUCCAAAUACGGCCUGGCAGUUAAGAUUUAGCCAUCUCAUCGGUUAUGGAGCAAAGUACUAUUCCUAUCUCAUGUCAAGAGCAGUAGCAUCUAUGUUGUGGAAACAGUGCUUCUCCAAGAAUCCAUUUGACAGGGAAAUGGGAGAGCGAUACCGCAGUGAGAUGUUGGCACAUGGUGGUGCUAAAGAACCCAUUCUCAUGGUUAAAGGAAUGCUUCAGAAGACUCCAUCUAUAGAAGAGUUUGUGGAUGCACUAGUGUCAGAUUUGAACCCUGACUUUGAAACUUUUCUCAUGGAUUCCGAAUAAACAGAUAUGUUGUCAUUCCCUUUCUUGAAUAGCAGUUAUGAAUCAAGAAAAUGUAAUUGUUAACAUUGAAAUAUAAUCUACUAUUAAUUCAUCCCAUGUCAAAAUACUAAAUAAUUAAGUUUCCCCCUGUUGUAGUUAUUCUUACUUUCUAGUCUAAAUGUAUAUGUACUGUACUUGAGUCAUUUAAAUGCUAAACUUUGAGUGUUUUUCUUCCUCUUUUGGGGGGCACAUUUAUCCAGAUAUAAUAUUGCAAAAAACAUACUGAAUCUUUCUUUAAAGAUAUACAUUUGGAAUAGUUUUAAUGAAUUAAUUUGAAAGUAAUUCUUGAAAUUAGAGUUAUAUUUGAAUAUUUUGUGCUAAUGGCUUCUUUUAUUAAAAUAAUACAUUUUAUUUAUGGCUUUUCUCAGAUGAUGCUAAUUAAAAAUCUAAUGGCUAUUAGAAGUUCUGAAUGAAAAUCCUUUGUUUAUGUCUGUGGCACUUUUUUUUCCUUUUUUAAUGUAGUAGUCCUUGUUAAAUGUUAUAUGUUUUUAUGAAAUGUAUAUAUUUUUGUGCAUUGAGGCUACUUUGCCAUUAAAGAUGAUUGACUGGGAAA